UGUGUACUUGGGCUCACUGCGCCACUAGCGGAAGCACGAGUGUGUUUACUGCGAUGUGACACGUGACUAACUAGAAAAGAAAGUGAAAGAGUAUGAAACGAAGAGACGCCAUUUCAAGGGUUUAAACCUGCAAACACUACAUAUUUAAAUCGUAUUUUUUAUGUGAUGAGAGGACGUGAAGAGACAGAAGAUUAGGACGUUUCCUCUAAAAUGAGUCAACAAGAGAAGAGAGAAGAGGACACUGCCUCUAAAAUAAGCUGUGAUCAACCCACGAAGAGUCAGCCCUCUGCCUUCAGUGAAGCAGAAAUGACCUCUGAACCCAACAUCACAAGGAGCAAGAAACAGAGAUCUCCAGAACCCAGCAGUGUGUCUGUGAAGAGUGACAGGUCCAUGAACAGACCCCCUGCAUUCAGUGAUUUAUCGCUGCAUUCAGACCCCCUGCAUUCAGCAGCAGUGACCUCUGACUCUCUGGUCAAAAUGCAUGACACAGAUGCAAUUAGCUCAUCUUCUACAUCCCACUCUCAGACCCACAUCAGAGAUGAAAGAACUGAAGCAGACCUACAGAAACACACACUGGAGACUGGAGAGCUGCAGAGAGUCAAAGACCAGCACAAAACCAGAAUGAAGAUCAAGUAUGAGAGAUUAUUUGAGGGAAACAAAUUCCAACAGAAUGAAACCCUCCUGAACAGGAUCUACACACAGCUCUACAUCAUAGAGGGAGAGAGUGAAGGAGUGAAUGAAGAACAUGAGGUUUUACAGAUGGAGAAAACAGCCAGAACAAAACACUCACAAGACACUCCAAUCGACUGCAAUGACAUCUUUAAAGCCUCAGCUGAACCAGGAUAUGAAGAGAAAGACCAGAUCAAGACUGUUCUUACUAAAGGCAUCGCUGGAAUCGGAAAAACCGUCUCUGUGCAGAAGUUCAUUCUGGACUGGGCCGAGGGAAAAGCCAAUCAGGAUGUAGAUUUCAUGUUUGUGCUUCCAUUUCGAGAGCUGAACUUGAUCCGAGAUCAUCAGUACAGUCUUCACAGACUUCUGCUGGACUUUCAUCCUGAACUUCAAGAUCUGGACUCACAGAUUUAUGAGGAGUGUAAAGUUGUGUUCAUCUUUGAUGGUCUGGAUGAAAGCAGAAUCACACUGAUGUUUUCAGACACUCAGAAAGUUUGUGAUGUGACUGAGACUUCAUCAGUGGCUGUGUUGAUGUCAAAGCUCAUGAAAGGAGAGCUGCUUCCCUCUGCUCUCAUCUGGAUCACCUCCAGACCAGCAGCAGCCAAUCAGAUCCCCUCCGAAUACAUCCACCGUCUGACAGAAAUUCAGGGAUUCACUGAGCCUCAGAAGGAGGAAUUUAGGAAGAGAAUCAGUGAUGAGCAUCAGGCCAGCAGAAUCAUCUCUCACAUCAGAAGAGCAAAAAGCCUCCACAUCAUGUGUCACAUACCCGUCUUCUGCUGGAUCUCAUCCACUGUGCUUCAGAAGCUCCUGGAAGAAGAUCUGAGUGCAGAAAUCCCUCAAACUCUGACUGAAAUGUACAUCCACUUCCUGCUGAUUCAGAUCAACAUGAGGAAGCAGAAGUAUGAAGAGAGAGAUUCAGAGAAACUCCUGCAGUUCAACAGAGAAGUGAUUGUGAAACUUGCUGAAGUGGCUUUCAAACAGCUGAUGAAGGGCAAUGUGAUGUUCUCUGAGGAGGACCUGAUUGAGAGCGGCAUAGACAUCACUGAUGCCUCAGUGUAUUCUGGGAUUUGCACUGAGAUCUUUAAGGAGGAAUCUGUGAUUCAUCAGAGAAAAGUCUACAGCUUCAUUCAUCUGAGUGUUCAGGAAUUUCUUGCUGGUUUCUAUAUGUUUUACUUACAUGUGGCCAAGAUCAAGGAACCAUUGCAUGUUUUUUUGAAUGAACGUCCUAGGGGAAAACAUUCUAAGAAAUAUACUCUGUGUGAGCUGUUGAGAACAGCAGUAGAUAAAGCCCUAAAUAGUAAAAAUGGCCAUCUUGAUCUGUUCCUGCGGUUCCUGUUGGGCAUCUCACUGGAGUCCAAUCAGAGACUCUUAAAGGAUCUACUGACACACACAGAGAACAGCUCAGAGAGCAUCAGCAGAACUAUUACUUAUAUUAAAGCCAUCAUUAAAGACAUGAGAACUUCUCCAUAUAAUCUCUCCACUGAAAGAUCCAUCAAUCUGUUUCUCUGCCUGCUGGAAGUGAAAGAUCAGACUCUGUCCAGAGAGAUUCAAGAGUUUGUGAAAUCAAAUAAACACCCCAAAACUGAUGUCUCUGCUGCUCACUGCUCAGCAAUCUCCUACAUGCUUCAGAUGUCAGAGGAGCCGCUGGAAGAGCUGGACCUCAAGAAAUACAACACAUCAGAUGAGGGGAGAAGAAGACUAAUACCAGCUGUGAACAACUGCAGAAAAGCUGUACUUGCUGUCUGUAAAAUUACUGCUCAGGAUUGUGAAAUUGUAUCAUCAGCUCUACAAUCCUCAGACUCUGUUUUAAGAGAGCUGGAUCUGAGUAACAGUUACCUACAGGAUUUAGGAUUGAAACUGCUCUCUGAUGCACUGAAGAGUCCAAACUGUCAGCUGCAGAUACUGAGAUUGGUGCUCUGUAAUCUCACUGCUCAGUGUUGUCAGAGUUUGUCACCAGCUCUAAAAUCCUCAAACUCCAUCCUGAAAGAGCUGGACCUAAGUAACAAUGACCUGCAGGACUCUGGUGUCUGCAUUUUGUCUGAUGCACUGAAGAGUCCACACUGUAAAGUUAAAAAGUUGAGAUUGGCCAUGUGCAAUCUCACUAGCCAGUCAUGUGGAACUGUGCAAUCAGCUCUACAAUCCUCAGACUCUGUCCUGACAGAGCUGGAUCUGAGUAACAAUGACCUGCAGGAUUCAGGAGUGAAGCGGCUCUCUGAUGCACUGAGGAGUUCAAACUGUCAGCUGGAGAAACUGAGGUUGUCCGGCUGUAUGGUGACAGAGGAAGGCUGUGGUUAUUUGUCUUCAGCUCUGAGUUCAAACCCCACACACCUGAGAGAGCUGGAUCUGAGCUACAAUCACCCAGGAGAUUCAGGAGUCCAGCUGCUCAACAACAAACUCCAGGAUCCAAACUGUAAACUGAAGAUACUCAAUGUGGAGUAUUGUGGAGAGAUGAGGAUAAGAGCAGGACUGCAAAAAUAUGCAUAUAAUUUCACACUGGAUCCAAACACAGCAAACACUCAUCUCAUUCUAUCUGAGGGGAAGAGACAGGCGACACAUGUGGAUAAGAAACAGCCAUACCCUGAUCAUCCAGACAGAUUUGAGCACUAUCCUCAGGUACUGUGUGAAGAGAGUCUGACUGGACGCUGUUACUGGGAGGUUGAAUGGAGCGGGGGUGAGGCUGAUAUAUCAGUCACAUAUAAAGGAAUCAGCAGGAAAGGAAGGAGUAAUGAAUGUGUUUUUGGGUACAAUGAAAAUUCCUGGAGGUUGGAGUGUACCCAUGAUAAAUGUACAUCCUGGCACAAUUUCAAGAGCACCAUCUUAUCCGUCCCUUCAGCCCGCUCUAGUAGAUUAGGAGUGUAUGUGGAUGUGUCGGCCGGCACAUUGUCCUUCUACAGGGUCUCUGACACACACACACUCACACACUUACACACAUUCAACACCACAUUCACUGAACCCCUCUAUGUUGGAUUUAGCCUGAGUAAAUGCUCAGUGUCUCUGGGUCAUUUUAAAUAACCUCUAAUGAGGGGCAGGUGUGGCAAAAAAAAAAAAAAAAAAAUGAUGCAUAAAUAGGGUUGCACAAUUUAUCUAAACAUAAUUAUCAUCAUGAAAGUUUCAUUAUUUCCAUUGCAUCUGAUGUUCCUAUUGACAAUGUAAUUUUUCAGUUUUGUAAUUUAAUCAUCGAGCAUUGUAGCCAAUCACAGACACAUAUAUUGAACAUAUUAAUGCAAGAAGGGUUUAAAUAAAAAAUAUGCUCAAACAAACAAACAAACAAAAAAAAACGUUUUAUUCACUAUGAACAGUUUCCAAGAUCUGCAAGUAAAAAAUAAUAAAAAAAUACUCAUAAAAAACAAGGUGUAUAAAUUAUGUAACUAGAGACACACUUUGAUUUUGACUUGAGAAAGCCUGAAAGUUUGGAUUUGUUUCAACAGAUUUAAGUCAGAUAGAUGUGAGGCACAGCCUUUUUUUUUUUUUUUUUUGGUGAAGAGCAGUGCGCUGCAGUUUUA
Molecule: messenger RNA, 4172 nt
Organism: Cyprinus carpio (common carp)
Lineage: Eukaryota; Metazoa; Chordata; Actinopteri; Cypriniformes; Cyprinidae
Product: NACHT, LRR and PYD domains-containing protein 12-like
Molecular function (GO): protein binding
Source: RefSeq, a predicted model, not a curated record